Molecule: messenger RNA, 1171 nt
Organism: Gasterosteus aculeatus aculeatus (three-spined stickleback)
Lineage: Eukaryota; Metazoa; Chordata; Actinopteri; Perciformes; Gasterosteidae
Source: RefSeq, a predicted model, not a curated record
CGACGGGGGUAAGCCUUCACUCGACCUGCGCUAAAGGAAUCAUUAAGCGUUUAAUUGGUCUUUGUUUGGGAGGAUUGCCAGCCCCAAGUCUUCCUAUUUGAAAACCAAAGAACAAAAUGUAUGACAGGUACGGUAGUUCCCUCAAAUACCUUAGUGUCUCGUUAAGCCAGAGGUGGCUCACGGUCUGAAGACGUCUGUGGAACCGCGUAGCGUUGUUAGCUAACUGUUAGCUAAGCCUUCCAUCUUCUUGUAGCGGCGUCCACAAGUCGUCUUUGUGUACCGUAUGUGCUGCAAACUCCACACUCACAUCUCCAGUAUGUGUUGACGCUUUUUUUGGCAGCAGAAUGAAUGUUAAUGUAUUGAAAUAAGUCAACAGUUAAGAUGGAAGAAAACCAGUAUACAUCACUGACGGUACCCACGGAUUAUUUUCAGCAGUGGUACCAGUCCAGCCAGCAGCACCCUGAGGCGCAGUAUGUGAUGUCUUAUCACAACAUGGGCCACUACGCAGAAGGGCCCAGAGAUGACCUCGUAAUGGCCGAGCUGUCUGUCCACCGGGAACCGUCCGUCUACCAGGAACCUUUUUACCAGAACUAUAACCCCCCGACCCAAAUACACUACCAGGACCUGAGCUACCAGCCGCACGCCAGGGAGCAGCAGCAGCAGGAGCAGCAGUAUCCUGCUCACCUGCACCACCCUCAGCACCAACAUACAAUACAGCAACUAGAGCCGAGUGUUCAGUACCAACCUCAGCCGGCUGCCCCCUCCCAAGCUGCGAUGCCGGUGAAGAAGAAGAGGGGCCGACCGCCGAAGCAGCCGGCCGAGGACGGCAAGACGCAGGACGGGGAGAAUGAGGUCGAGGCCGCGAAGAAAGCCAAGAGGGCUCUCAACCGCUUCAACGGCAUGUCGGUGGCUGAGGUUAUGGCCAAAACCCUCCCCGACGUCAUCACCUACAAUCUCGACAUUCUUAUAAUUGGAAUUAACCCAGGACUAUUGUCAGCCUUCAAAGGACGCCAUUAUCCAAACCCGGGAACCAUUUCUGGAAAUGUCUGUUUCUCUCCGGUCUAACUGACGAGCAGCUCAACUUCAUGCACGACCAAAGUCUGCCGGAGAAAUAUAGUAUCGGCUUCACCAACAUGGUGGAGAGGACCACGCCCGGCAGCAAGGACCUCUC